This is a messenger RNA of Psilocybe cubensis, 1431 nucleotides long. RefSeq lists its product as uncharacterized. Gene Ontology annotation, molecular function: transmembrane transporter activity. NCBI's taxonomy places the organism in Eukaryota, Fungi, Basidiomycota, Agaricomycetes, Agaricales, Agrocybaceae. Gene Ontology annotation, cellular component: fungal-type vacuole membrane. The transcript has 10 exons. The record is from RefSeq and is a predicted model, not a curated record. The coding region runs from base 1 to 1431 and encodes 476 amino acids. Gene Ontology annotation, biological process: transmembrane transport.
AUGUCCACGUCCGUAAAUUACUCAAGCUCUUCCAGAGACUUCUUGGCCAAUCACACGAAAGAGAAACUGGAGAAAAGCCAACAUACGUGCUCGAAAUGUCUAGCUACAAACGUGCUGGAGGUCGAGGUGGAGACUAGUCCUGGGGAGCCUUCAGAAUUGGACAUGGGCCUAGCUCCUGUGGAUAACGGGCGACAAGCAUGGAUAUUUGUAUUCUCAGCAUGCAUUUUUGAUUCAUUCAUCUGGGGGUGGAAUAAUACUUACGGACUUUUUCAAGAAUACUACGCUACGCAUCCCCCUUUUGAUGCCGCUUCUUCUGGUGAAAUAUCAAUUAUUGGCACGACUUCUGUCGCGAUUCAAUACAUUGAAGUGAUAUUAAUCAUUGCUCUAUUCCAAAGAUACCCAGAGCUUCCUAAGCCGUCAAUGUGGGCAUCUCUAGCGAUGUGCGUCGGCGCCUUGAUUUUGUCAAGUUUUGCUACCAAGGUGUGGCAGUUGAUCAUACUCCAAGGCAUCGUCUUCGGUAUUGGAGCGGGGGUGUUUUACGCGCCCAUUCUGAUAUGGCUGUCAGACUGGUUCGUCGAACGUCGAGGACUUGCAGGUGGAAUUAUUUUUGGUGGCUCAGGCGUGGGAGGCUUUGUUCUUCCUAUAGCCAUGGGUUAUCUUUUAAAAAACGUUGGAUUUGGAUGGGCAAUCCGAACUUUUGGACUUGUAUUGGGCGUCUGUGGCGGUAUCGCACUUCUUGGAGUCAAUCCACGAUUACCUCUGCGCAAGCCUAUAACAUAUCUUCAUAGAAAGCCGUGGUUUCCAAAAGAUUUGUCUCCCUUUAGAAAUCCUGUAUUUCUGUGCAUGAUGGUUAUCAAUUCUGUGCAAGCUCUAGGGUUCUAUCCUGUCAGCAUAUUUCUCACAACAUACACAUCGUAUCUCUCAGCUGGAACCUUCACUUCGACCGUAACACUUGCACUUUUCAAUGCUGCGUCCGUUAUCUGCUAUGUGCUCUUUGGCCGAAUCUGCGAUUCAUUCCCGUACUCGUACGUAAUUUUUACAAGUGGGUUUGUCAGUGCAUUGGCUGCUCUGCUACUUUGGGGAUAUGCGUCCACACUCGGUAUUAUUUUUGCCUUUACGGUGGUAUUUGGUGGUUUUAACGGCGGAUUUCCUGGAACAUGGCCUGCCGCUGCGUCAGAAAUAGGAACUCGAAAUGAAGUCACAAGCUUAAUGAUGGGGACCUUUGCUAUCGUAAAAGGCAUAGGAGCUAUUGUAGGACCUGCUAUAGCGGCGACCCUACGCGAUAGCAACAAUGAUUCCCCUGCUAGAUAUGGAGGCUUUGGUUUCUUGAGAGUUGAAAUGUUUGUCGGUGCAAUGGCGGUGGCCACAAGUAUCGGUGGACUUGCUCUGUCAUUUAUCUCCGUAUCAAAAAGAAUACAAAAGUGUAGAUAG